AGCGAGAAAGAGAGAGAGAGAGAGAGUGGGUGAGGGGAGUGUGCAAAGAGAGCGAGAUGAUUAGAUUGGAGAGAGAGAGAGAGAGAGAGAGAGAGAGGAGGAGAGAAGCGGUGAAGUGAAUGCAGCUGAAUCACAGGGAAAAGUCCACCAGGUGGAUGCACGGAUGCAUAGAUUGAUGUAUGGAUACACGGAUGGAUGGAUUCAUGGAAGCCACCGGGAUCAACAAAUGGAUAGGCUGAAUGUCGGCGUUUCGUCCACAAAACGAGGAAACCCGGGAGCCCGUCUGCCCUCGCAUCUGCAUCUCCUGUGAGAGAGCCGCAGUGGAAAAACCAGCGCACAAGUUAUUCCUCGUGAAAAAGCCGACAGAGGGAAUUCAAACUGCCAUAUAGCGAGCACAUUGGUAUUCAGCCCAGCGAGCUCCACGAUCUCACUGCGCCUUUCCCCAGGACGGGAUCACAGAGCGGCGAUUGUGCGACCCAGUGGAAAGCCCCCCCUGCCUCCUACCCCCAUCUCAAAUGAAUGUGACGUCUUUGGCGGACGACAUGGCGAUGAGCUAACCAGCACCAGCAGCAGCAAACCCCCAUUUUGGAUAAGCUGGACCCGGGCUUCAGAGGAGUCCAUUCAAUUCAGCUUGUCGUGGGGGGGGGCGGGGGCUUCAUCGGAAACGAAAUAGACUUGUUGUGAUGCCCCAAGAAGACGAUGGAGUUUUCGGACACCAUCCGGAACCAUCCCCCGGAUAUCCUGUUGAGGUUGCAAUAUUUAGUGGGCGCACACAGGAAAACAGGAAGUAAUUGAAAACCUUAUUUCCUCUUUUGGGAAAAACAAAACUGUGUAUCCUGAUUGACUUAUCAGAAGGAGAACUAAUUUUUAUUAGGAACAAUUUCAUCCCAACUUUUUUUUUUUUUUCCGCACUGAUGGAGGAAUAAAGCGAUCCAGAAACCAUAACAAACAAACAGGUAGAGGAAAAAGAGAGAGAAUUAACAAGGGUUGUUUAAAAGCCUUUUUAAAAAGCCCAUCGGUGCUGUAUUGGAGUGCAAUGUGCCGGGAAGGGAUUGUUUGGAGGUACUAGGGUUUAAAAGACCGCCCCACCACCAACACCACCACCUGCUCGGACUGUCUCUUUGGACUUGAACGCAGAUGGAAAAGAUGACUGAGUACACAGACAGACAGGUCUUUUCCAAGCGUCAUGGCGUGGAGCCAGGAGCUGCAGACAGCAUGCAACUCAUUGUCAUUCUGAGUGGCGUGUGAGAAGGAAAGACAGCGGAAAAGGGACGCGUGUGGAAAAAAAAAGGGGGGUGGGGGGGUGGAAGAGACGUAAGGAAUAGGGGGCAGCCUUGUUGUUUUGUCGCUCUGGCCUGCUUUUUUUUUUUCCCCCCACUCAUAAAACAGGUGGCAAGAGAGCAGGUGUGUGAAAAUCCUCCUCUUCUUCUUCUACUUCUUCAUCUGAACGACAUUUUACUCUUUUAUGUCCCUUUUGCUUCCCGCCAGCUGGCAAGGUGAUUGCUUUUCGGGAAAAACAAGAAAAGGAGGACAACAAAAAAGAAAAAAGGGAUUAUUUUUGUUACCAUCGCAUUAUAAACACCGGAGAUUCCUUCAGUGCCCCACCCGCCACCCCACUCCAUAACACCAUGAAGCCCUCUAGCCUUGGCUGAAGCUUGAAGUGCUCCCGACCGCCACUUCCCCCUUUUCCCCCAGCGUUCCAAGACUCCUUCUCAAGCGGGCUACAUCCUGGUUUCUGGAGAAUGACGAGCCGACGGGUGACACCAUUAUGAUUCUGGACGGGUGGACGUUUCCAUUGACGCCAUAGUGACUCAAACAAAAGGUGGCGGUAUAGGCAGCCAGCAGACCGUUCUCCAUGAGGAGCAGUAGAAGAUGCCGGCUCUGCCAGCACUGCUGCUGUCAAUACACUUCCUGUGCUUUUUCUUGCUAGCCAACAUGCCGCCACACUCGCUCAGUCAGGCCCCCGUGCUCUCCUCCGUCCGAAUGGCGGCAAUCUUGGACGACCAGUCGGUGUGUGGGCGAGGUGAGCGUCUGGCGCUGUCCCUGGCACGGGAAAACAUCAACAGCGCUAUGGAGGGCCCGGCCCGAGCCCGAGUGGAGGUGGACAUAUACGAGCUGCAGAAAGACUCACAGUACGACACCACUGACACAAUGUGUCAGAUUCUACCCAAAGGCGUCGUCUCUGUGAUAGGCCCCGCCUCCAGCCCUGCCUCUGGCUCGACUGUCAGUCACAUAUGCGGCGAGAAGGAGAUCCCGCAUGUCAAAAUCGGUCCAGAAGAGACGCCACGCUUACCGUAUCUCCGCUUUGCCUCCGUCACUCUGUACCCGAGCAACGAGGACCUGAGCUUGGCCAUAGCGGCCAUUCUGCGUUCCUUCAGCUACCCUUCAGCCAGCCUGGUCUGCGCUAAGGCUGAAUGCCUGCUGAGAUUGGAGGAACUGGUGCGUCGCUUCCUCAUCUCCCGCGAGACGCUGUCAGUCAGAAUGCUGGAUGACAACUUGGACCCGACCCCGCUGCUGAAGGAGAUACGUGACGACAAAGUCGCCACCAUCAUCAUCGACGCCAACGCCUCCGUCUCCUACCUCAUCCUGAAGAAGGCGUCAGAGCUGGGGAUGACGUCAGCGUUCUACAAGUACAUCCUCACCACUAUGGACUUCCCCCUGUUGAGACUGGAUGACAUUGUGGACGAGCAGUCUAACAUUGUGGGUUUCUCCAUGUUCAACACCACCCAUCCUUUCUACCUGGAGUUCAUCCGCAGCCUCAACCUAUCGUGGAGCGAGGGUUGCGAUCUAACGUACCCGGGCCCUGCGCUCUCGUCAGCGUUGAUGUUUGAUGCGGUGCACGUGGUGGUGGGAGCGGUGAGGGAAUUGAACCGCAGUCAAGAAAUCGGCGUGAAGCCGCUCAGCUGCACUUCGCCUCAGAUCUGGCAACACGGGACCAGUCUUAUGAAUUAUCUGCGCAUGGUGGAGUAUGACGGCCUGACGGGUCACGUGGAGUUUAACAGCAAAGGUCAGAGGACCAACUACACCCUACGGAUUCUGGAAAAACACAGAGGAGGCCACAAAGAGAUUGGGAUCUGGUACUCCAACAACACCCUCGCCAUGAACUCCACCAGUCUGGAUAUUAAUGUCUCCGAGACGCUGGCAAACAAGACGCUUAUUGUUACCACCAUUCUGGAAAACCCUUACGUGAUGCGCAAAGACAACUACCAGGACUUCCAAGGCAAUGACCAGUACGAGGGGUUCUGUGUGGACAUGCUGAGGGAGCUGGCAGACAUUCUCAAGUUCUCCUUCAGGAUCAAGCUGGUGGACGACGGGCUCUACGGCGCCCCCGAGCCCAAUGGCUCCUGGACGGGCAUGGUGGGAGAACUGAUCAACAGGAAAGCAGACCUGGCGGUGGCAGGCUUCACCAUCACGUCAGAGAGGGAGAAAGUUAUCGACUUCUCCAAACCCUUCAUGACCCUGGGAAUCAGCAUCUUGUACAGGGUCCAUCUGGGUCGUAAACCAGGUUACUUCUCCUUCCUGGAUCCUUUCUCCCCGGCUGUGUGGCUCUUCAUGCUGCUGGCCUACCUGGCUGUGAGCUGCGUGCUCUUCCUGGCUGCAAGGCUGAGCCCCUAUGAGUGGUAUAACCCUCACCCGUGUCUGCGGGAGCGCAGGGACAUGCUGGAGAACCAGUACACACUGGGUAACAGCCUGUGGUUCCCAGUCGGCGGCUUCAUGCAGCAGGGAUCCGAGAUCAUGCCCAGAGCCUUGUCCACCCGAUGUGUCAGUGGAGUGUGGUGGGCGUUCACCCUUAUUAUCAUCUCGUCUUACACGGCCAACCUUGCCGCCUUCCUGACCGUGCAGAGAAUGGAGGUCCCCAUCGAGUCUCCAGACGACUUGGCCGACCAGACCAACAUUGAGUACGGGACCAUCCACGGAGGGAGCACCAUGACGUUCUUCAUGAAUUCCCGCUACCAGACGUACCAGCGUAUGUGGAACUACAUGUACUCCAAGCAGCCCAGCGUGUUUGUGAAGAGCACCGAGGAGGGCAUCGCCCGCGUGGUGAACUCCAAGUACGCCUUCCUGAUGGAGAGCACCAUGAACGAGUACCACCGCGGCCUCAACUGCAACCUCACGCAGAUAGGAGGCCUGCUGGACACCAAAGGAUACGGCAUCGGCAUGCCGCUAGGCUCUCCGUUCAGAGACGAGAUCACGCUGGCCAUCCUCCAGCUGCAGGAGAACAACCGACUGGAGAUACUCAAGAGGAGGUGGUGGGAAGGAGGACAGUGUCCUAAAGAGGAGGACCACCGUGCCAAAGGUUUGGGCAUGGAGAACAUCGGCGGCAUCUUUGUGGUGCUCAUCUGCGGCCUCAUCAUCGCCGUUUUUGUGGCCAUCAUGGAGUUUGUGUGGUCCACUCGUCGCUCCGCUGAGACCGAUGAGGUAUGCCCCCAUACCUGCCCUCGCCGAACCCGCAGACACACCCCAGUGUCUGUCUGUCAGGAGAUGAUCACAGAGUUCCGAAACGCCGUCUCCUGUAAGAAGAGUUCCCGCUUGCGUCGGCGUCGGCCCCUGAGCAGCUCGGCGGCGUUGCGUCACCCGAACCGCAUCGCUCUGGGAGCCCCCCGACCUUUGCGUCUCGUCCGGGAGAUGCGCUUGAGUAAUGGAAAACUCUACAGUGGAGCCGGUCCCCUCACAGGCGGAGCUGGAGGAGGUGGUACUGGAGGAGCAGCACCCCCUGAUUUGGGGCCCGGUCCCCAACGGCUCCUCGAUGAUCCUCUGAGUGCCAACGCCACCCCUCCGCCGCAGGCACCCGCUCCGGUGAUGCUGCCCACUCGCAGUUGUACCCACGUGAGGAUCUGCCAGGAGUGCCGCAGGAUCCAGAGCCUGAGAUCAGACGGCACUUUGGGAUCGGCCACGACAAGGAUACCGCCGUCGUCGGCGCCCCUGCCCCGGCUGCCCCCUCCCCCUCCUCCGUCCUCCUCCAACACGGACAGCGAGGGUGGUGGCGGGCCCAGCCCCAGGCGGCUGCACAGCCCCCCGCCUCACACGGUCCGCCCCAUUCCACCUCCACAGAACCUCAACAAAACAGACCUUCUGGGGGACCAGGCCUGAGGGGAAGUUACUUACGGAGAAACUGCUUGAUCCCAAAAAAACGUGAGGGAACGCAGACAAUAACAAGCGGAUACAAAAUGUGAUUAUUACCUUUAAAGGAAAAACGACUCAAACCUGUCGAAGCCUGCAGAAACAGCAAAGGCUGCUCGCAUGCGCUUUGGACCCAACUGACGGAAGUGCUUCUUUCUUUUCCCUUCUCUCAUUGAGGCUUUUCUUCCACGGACACCACCAGGAAGAUCCUGCUGUCGAAGAACGUGUUGUACCCGUAAGACUUCUUGAGGAUGAUUAAAUGUUGUUUUAUUCAUUUGUUGUCUGGUUUUGUUACCAUUUGUUCGAAGUGGGCGUUCAAUAAAAAAAAAAAAGCCUUUCUUGUGACAAAACGCUGGAUUAUGACGAAAUAUGACAUGACUUGGGAUAAUUUGUCGGAGAGUUUUGUGUCCCUCCCUGUUAUGUCCCAGCUGCUGGAAGGAUGAAUGGCUGACACACAAUUCAAACAGUAGCAGAGUUUGCAUCCUGUAUGUGUGUAAGUGUGUGUGUGUGUGUGUGUGUGUAUUUAACAAGUGUGUUCAAAGUGAGCAGAACUCAGCAGUCUCCUAUUAAUGUUAAAAGACACAAAAAAGGUGCCGGAGAUCAGGAGCACAAGGCUUUGAAAUGUAAAAUGAAUGUCCCUCAUUAUCCUGCUUGCUUCCUGUCUUCUCCGCCUUGACUCCGACAGAGCAGAGUAGAGUAGAGGAGAGGGAAAGGCUAUGAGAGGUACAGAAAUCAGGACAACUAGUACGUGUUGCGCUUUGGAAGACAUGCUAGCAUACUGUAGAUGCAAUACAGAUAGUUUCAUAAUCAUCAGACAGAUGAUCAUUCAUUCAUUCAUUUUUUACUGCUUAUCCUCAUGAGGGUCACGGGGGGGGGGGGUGCUGGAAAGGGCGAGAGGCAGGGUACACCCUGGACUGGUCGCCAGCCAAUCACAGGGCACAUAUAGGCAAACAACCAUUCACACUCACAUUCAUACCUAUGAACAAUUUGGAGUCACAAAUUAACCUAGCAUGUUUUUGGAAUGUGGGUGCAUAUUGAGUUAAUCGUAAUAAAAUACAUCACAAGAAAAACAACAGUGGACCUAAAACAGAGCCUUGAGGUACUCCUGAGUUGCCCAACAGAAAUGUCAGAUAUUAGAAAGGUGAUUUAACACAGAUAUGGGAGAAGUUGACAACAGAAACUACAAUGAUUUUGUUGCACCCAUUUUCUAUGCCACUGAUUUAGUCAUGUAUACAGAGCAACAUUUUGAAAAAAAAAAAACUGUAUAUCACUGAGAAUGUGUGAUGAUAACCAUAAAACAGAAUAAUAAUAUAAUAAAUAAUUCUACAUUAAUACAAUAUGGAGCCUAUCUCAGCGGUCUUCGGACGAGAGGCGGGGUACACCCUGGACUGGUCGCCAGCCAAUGACAGGGCACAUAUAGACAAACAACCAUUCACACUCACAUUCAUACCUAUGGACAAUUUGGAGUCGCCAAUUAAGCUAGCAUGUUUUUGGAAUGUGGGUGCAUAUUCAGUUAAUUGUAAUAAAAUACGUCACAAGAAAAACAACAAUGGACCUAAAACAGAGCUGGCCACCCUGGACUGGUGGCCAGCCAAUCACAGGGCACAUAUAGACAAACAACCAUUCACACUCACAUUCAUAUCUAUGGACAAUUUGGAGUCGCCAAUUAACCUAGCAUGUUUUUGGAAUGUGGGAGGAAACCGGAGUACCCAGGGAGAACAUGCAAACUCCACAGAGAUGGUCAAGGGUGGAAUUGAACUCGGGUGUCCUAGCUGUGAGGCCUGCGUGCUAACCACUUAUACACUGUGCAGCCGACAGAUGGUCAAUCAGUCUUAAAAGUUGCUAAGUUCAUUGGCAGCCAAACUUUUCAACCAAUCUUGUUCAAAUUUUACACACAUGUGCUUGUCAGUCCCUUAAAGGUGCAUAACAAUUUUUUUGGUGCUUCAACUAAACCGUAAACCAUAAAGUUACAGUAAAUAUUUUAUAGCUGUGUGAGAUUUGUCAAGUCGAUCCAACUCAUUGGGGUUUAACACAGUACCCAUGUUUGGGUGCAUGUUUUGACACAUGUCUCUUUUAUGUAUGUGGUAUGUACUACGUAUCAAAAGCAGAAGGACCUGACAUCUGAGUCAAAAGGAAGCUACAAAAGGAACUGCUUCCAUGAUUAGAUCUGUCUGCCUGUUAAUUCUGGGCAUCUUUUUAAAGAGGUUUGUUAACGCGCCAGCAAGCUUUUUUUUUUUGUUUGUUUGUUUUGUUUUCAUCUCGCCGUUUUAACUUGGCCGUCCAGCGCAGAGAGGCUGGGUGCCAGAACGAUAGACUCAACACAGCCUCGUCAAUACUGUCUCAAGCUUUUGAUUGCCUAAUUACUCCCCUCGCCGACUGGGGACCACUGCCAGGAUCGAGCGCAUCGACGAGCAUACUGAUGAAUAGAUGGAGAGGACACACAUUUCCCAGAAUCUUUUAAUUGCAUUGUUAACGUUACACACCCCAACCGAUCAAUGCACCGCAGAGGUUUUAGGUUUGGACAAUGCAAGGCCCUGAUGAUUCAACAGACUUGUCACCACCACUCUCUCUAGCGCUCAAGUUGAUUUUUUUUUUUUUUUAGGUAUCUGGCUACAUUGAAUUUGUGCUACAUGAAAGAGUUGCUAUGGUUACCAGGAUCCGGUGCAUCGUUGAUUAUCCAUUCUUGUUUGUGACAUUCCUAAAGAAGAUUCAUGCACCUUGUUUGGUAAAAUACUAUAAACUAACUUUGUUGUACAGUAACAAAAUAAAUAUAUAUUAUCAGAUAUAUUUUCCACUUCAAUACAAUACAGCUAGCUCACUCACAGUCACCAAAAGUAUACUUGAUUCCCAAAGUGGGGCACGUCAAUUUCCAAAUUGCCAAUUAGCGCCUAACGCUCAAAAUUACGAGUGCUCCUGAAUGCCUCAAAAUGCGACGAGAUCGCAGCAGGAAGUAGACAACGCGACAAGGUGUUCCUUGCUUUGUGUGCAUCAUAUCAACAAAUGAGUGUGUGUAUAUAUCCUAGAGGCUGGAGGGGUGUAGGCUCACGGCAAAGACCAGAGAUCUUGCGUUCAAAAAGGUUUAACCGAAGGAUCCGGCGUGCUGCCGGAUGGGCCUCUGCACGCUGCUGUGGGAGGCACAGUGAGCUUCAAUACCAAACUGACUCCCACAGCAACACCAUUACUGGUUGUGGCCUGGACCUUUGUCGUUAACAGCGAGGA
Doryrhamphus excisus (bluestripe pipefish) is the source of this 8340-nucleotide messenger RNA. Lineage: Eukaryota; Metazoa; Chordata; Actinopteri; Syngnathiformes; Syngnathidae. The record is from RefSeq and is a predicted model, not a curated record.